Messenger RNA from Cydia strobilella, 2402 nucleotides. RefSeq names its product thioredoxin domain-containing protein 9. Gene Ontology annotation, cellular component: cytoplasm. The coding region runs from base 161 to 802 and encodes 213 amino acids. The transcript is spliced from 6 exons. The record is from RefSeq and is a predicted model, not a curated record. Gene Ontology annotation, biological process: microtubule cytoskeleton organization. Lineage: Eukaryota; Metazoa; Arthropoda; Insecta; Lepidoptera; Tortricidae.
UGUCAAUUCAAUUGAUUUUUUUCUUUCCUUGAAACGGAGUUUCGUGUCGUGAUUGUUUUCGUUAGUUACCGUUUUAUAUCAGUUAAUAAGUGAAAUCCCAUUGAAAAAAGGUGUUGAUACGUUGAUUUUUGACCCAUUCUUCCGUCGAAACUCAGCAAAGAUGGAGCAGGUGCUGUACAACGUGGCGCAGACGGUGGAGAAACAGCUGGACAGCGAGUUAGAGAAGCUGGAUGCCCUGGACAACAGUGACCUGGAGGCGAUCCGGCAGCAGCGCCUCACCGAGAUGAAGCAGAGAGCUCAGAAGAAGCAGGAAUGGCUCGCCAAUGGCCAUGGCGAAUACACGGAGUUGGACGGCGAGAAGGAGUUCUUUGGCGUGUGCAACAAAUCCGACAACGUCGUGUGCCACUUCUACAAGUCGGACUCGCCGCGCUGUCGCAUCGUCGACAUGCAUCUCAAGAUCUUAGCGAAGAAGCAUGUUGAGACGCGGUUUGUCAAGAUGGAUGCCGAGCGGGCUCCCUUUCUUGCGGGCCGGCUGAAGAUCCGCGUGAUCCCCACCAUCGCGCUGGUAAAGAGCAACAAGACCAAGGACUUCAUCGUGGGGUUCACGGAGCUCGGCAACCGGGACGACUUCUCCACAGAAACUUUAGAGUGGAGGAUUGCCAGAUCUGACCUGAUCGAGUACUCCGGUGACUUAACUGUGCCCCCCGAGGAAGCCCGAGCGCAGCGAAAGCUCCACCUGCAGAGCAAGAAGACUGUCCGGGGGCGACAGGACUCGGACUCGGAUGACGGCCUCAGCGACUGAUACACUACGUUACUAUAGCUGUAGCUUUAAAUUCUAAGUGACCCGUUAACAAAGACAACCAACCCUCCCGAAGACCUGAGCGCAGCGAAAGCAUCUGCAGAGCAAGAAGACAGUUCGUGGGAGGCAGGAUUCAGACUGAUAGAGAGUUAAACCAAGCCAAGUUGGCAGCGAUUUUGAUAGCAUAUACUGUGCAAAUGUCAUUUUGAACGGCAAACUUGUAUCCCAGAGGAUGUAGUAUCAGCCCAAAGUGUCAAUGAGUUUAAGAAUAAAUUAGAUAAGCACGAAGCAAAUUCUACUCAACACUGAGAACUCGGUUUACAGGCAUUAUCAGUUAUUUAAACUGCCUGCCUGCAUUACAAAUAGCAAUAAUAAAAACUUCUGUGAAAAUAUGAUGUUUCAAAUAACACUUGCGCAGUCUGUGCUAUCAAAAUCGCUGCCAAGCUGGGCUUGGUCUAACUCUAGUGCUGUUUGGCAAUGGUUUCGAAAUGCUGUGACCCUUAUUACAUAAUAGCUACUAAAGUGUCCCUUGAAGAACAAAUGGACGAAUGAUUAUGAUGGUCUCAUUUUAUAAGAAUUAGUUGGGUCUCUAUUGUUGCCCAUUUUUAAGUUAUAAUGUAUUAUUUGUCCAUAUUUUCGUUAGUCAUUAUCAUAAUUUGUUUUUUUUUGGAAACGCGUAACUUUUCAGGAUUGCCAUAAAACAAACUUAAACUAUCUAUAGGAUAACCCGAGGAAAGUCCUGAAAAGUUAACGGUUUCAGAAUUAUGAUGACACAUGAAUUAUAUGACAAUCAUUACAUUAUGACUUUCAAUAAUUAUGUCAAACGAAGGGACCCCGAAUUGGUUACAUGAUAGUUCUAAAAAUUUAAAAAAUUCUACACUUACAAUUCACAUACUGUGCUUACUUUGAUUAGAAUUGUAUUUAUUAGGGUCCGUUGUCAACUAGGAACUCUUAUAAAUUAAAAUUUGAAGUGUAAAUGCAGCUGGCAUUAAGACGAAAUUGGAGGACCCGCGCGAGACCGCCUUUUCAUACAAACGUAGUCCUCAUUUUCCUCCCGGGACAUUAACAUUAUUAUUGAAAAUAUUUUGACACAAUUUGUUGUGAAUAUAUCAACCACAGAUAUGCCCUUCGUUGAAUUUUUUUCGAUUUUUUAAUUAUUAUAGGAGUUGGAGCAUUUAAAAUUUGUAUGAAAUUUGUUUCGCUCCUAUUUUUUACCAUAAUCAAAAUAUCGAAAAAAGUCAAACGUAGGCUCAUAGCUAUGGUUAAUAUACAUCCAAUUUUGUAAAAAUAUUUUCCAUUAAUGUCAAUAUCCAGAGAGGAAAAUGGGGACUACGUUUGUAUGGAGAAAUAGUCGUCCCCUUUCCUCUUAAAUCAUAUUAUACAGUCCAUUCCGUUUAAUAACGUGCAUUUUACAAACACUUGUUUUAGGUUUUAAAAGGCCUUUGAACUCAUUAGCUUAAGUUUUGUGCCUUCAUAACAACUUUUUAUGUUUGGGAGAUGAUGUUUUUUAAAAAUAUACACGCUCUCCUUCAAAAUUAAACUAUCAUAAUUCAGCAUCUAUUUUAUUAUUAUUUGUAUUUAAAAUACAUUCAAUUUUUUUGCA